Molecule: messenger RNA, 1914 nt
Organism: Pygoscelis adeliae (Adelie penguin)
Lineage: Eukaryota; Metazoa; Chordata; Aves; Sphenisciformes; Spheniscidae
Product: RNA-directed DNA polymerase from mobile element jockey-like
Exons: 3
Source: RefSeq, a predicted model, not a curated record
AUGUUGGAUGUGCCAACCAGGAAUGAGGCACUGCUGGACUUGCUACUCACAAACCAAGAAAACCUGCUUUCUAGUAUCUCGGUUAGCGAUAGCCUUGGCUGCAGUGAUCACAAUGUUGUGGAGCACGGGAUCCUGCUGAGCACACUGAAGGUUAGUACUAAGACAAAGGGUUUAGAUUUUAGAAAAGCGAACUUCAGCUCACUCAGAGCUCAGUUGGGAGGGAUUCCAUGGGAAGCUUCCAUGGAGGAUAAAGGAGCUAGCGAGUGCUGGGAGUUUUUCAAGAACGCUCUCCUGGAAGCACAAAACCAGUUCAUCCCCUUUAAAGAGAGAAGCGUACCAGAGAUGCAAAAGCAAAUACCCAUUGAGAACUACAAGGGCAUUGCCAGGACGUGCAGAGAUGCAGUUAGAAAAGCAAAAGCUCAGCUCAAAUUGAAAUUGGCCAGAGAUGUCAAAAACUACAAGAAAGGAUUCUUCAGGUACAUAAACAACAAGCAGAAACAGAAGGAAAAUAUCAGCCCACUAUUAAACAGGAGAGGUGAAUCAGUCACCAACAAUGCUGAAAAGGCAGAGGUUCUCAACAAUUUCUUCACCUCUGUCUUUACCAGCACUGUUGGGCCCCAGGCCUUGGGAACAAAAAUCCAGGUUGAUGCAAACACAGACCCACCAUCAGUGAAGGAAGAGUUGGUAUGUGAACUAUUACAGGAGCAUGACCCUUACAAAUCGAUGGGCCCUGACAUUAUCCACCCGAGGGUGUUAAGAGAGCUGGCUGACAUCGUUGUGAGGCUGCACUCCAUAAUCUUUGAGAGGUCGUGGAGAUCGGGGGACGUCCCAGAAGACUGGAAGAAGGCUAACGUCACCCCCAUCUACAAGAAGGGCUUAAAGGAGGAUCCAGGAAAUUAUAGGCCCAUCAGUCUUACUUCAGUCCCUGGGAAAGUUAUGGAACAAAUCCUCCUGGGGGCUAUCGCAAGUCAAAUUAAGCACAUGAUUGGGAAAAGCCAGCACGGAUUCACCAAGGGCAAAUUGUGCUUGACAAACCUGAUAGCCUUCUACAACAAAGUAACCUGCUCAGUUGAUGUGGGGCGAGCAGUGGACAUUGUCUACCCGGAUUUUUCCAAGGCUUUCAAUAUGGUUUCCCACAGCCUCCUCCUAGAGAAACUGAUAUGUUACGGUCUAGACAAGUGGUCCGUGUGGUGGGUGGGGAACUGGCUGGCAGGCCGUACCCAGAGGGUGGUGGUAAAUAGCUCCUUUUCAAACUGGCCACCUGUCACAAGUGGGGUCCCCCAGGGAUCGAUAUUGGGCCCAACGGUGUUUAAUAUCUUCGUAAGUGAUCUGGAUGAUGGGAUCAAGUGUACCCUGACGUAGUUUGCCGAUGAUACCAAACUGAGUGAGGAACUGGACACUUCGGAAGGGAGAGCCACCCUGCAGGAAAACCUGGAUAGUCUGGAAGAGAGGGCUAACAAGAACCUUAUGAAGUUCAACAAGGACAAGUGUAAGGUCUUGCAUCUGGGAAAACACAAUCCAGGAGCGCAGCACAGGCUGGGAACUACCCAGCUGGGGAGCAGCUCUGUGGAAAGGAACCUGGAGAUGCUGGCGGACAACAAGCUCAAUAUGAGUGAACAGUGUGCUGCUGCAGCAAAGAAGGCCAACAGGAUGCUGGGUUGCAUCAACGAGGGCAUCACCAGCAGAUAUAAAGUCAUUAUCCCACUCUACUCAGUGCCUGUGCUGGAUCUCCAUCUCCUCUUCCCUGCUGCAGCAGAAAACAGAACAUCUGAUCUCCAACUUCACCACGUCUACCACGAGUUGCCCCAAGCUGCUCAGAGCAGCUCUAGGCCACCCAUAAAAACGUCUCUGUCACACUCUCCCAUCAGCAUAGUCUCACGUCCUGACUUGGGAACUGUCCCAACAGGGAGUUGA